This is a messenger RNA of Colletotrichum karsti, 513 nucleotides long. RefSeq lists its product as uncharacterized. The transcript has a single exon. The record is from RefSeq and is a predicted model, not a curated record. Bases 1 to 513 code for a protein of 170 amino acids. Lineage: Eukaryota; Fungi; Ascomycota; Sordariomycetes; Glomerellales; Glomerellaceae.
AUGCCUUCAUCAGCACAAAAGUCGGACGUCGCGGCCUCUCUCUCCAAGCUCUCAUUAGACGGCGACAAAAAGUCCGCCAAGGCAAAGACCAAGAAGCCCGUCGUGGAUUCCUGGGAAGACGAAGACCUGUCCUCCGACGAGGAAGAGGAAGAGGAAGCCAAGCCUCAAAACGACGGCUCCAAGGCCCCUCCCCCAACCCCCAUUUCUCCAACACACAGCCCGGCGUCACACGCUUUCCCGUCUUACGGCAACACGGAUCCCACGGGCGCGCCUCUGCCCGGGGGCGGCGGCAGCGACGGUGGCCCGCGCCGUCCUGAGAAGACGGACGCGGUGGCCAGGCGUAUGAUCGCCAGCGCUCUUGGCGUCAAGGUGCCCAAGCAGACGGAAGAGCAGAAGGCUUACGACAGGGCCGUCCGGGAAAAGGAGCGCAAGCGAAGGGAGGAGGAGAAGGCGGCGGAGAAGAGGAAGCAGGAGGAGACGGAGAGGGCCAAGGCUGCCAUCUGGGAGGACUAG